AUGACUAAAAACUCAAUUGCUAUUUUCGGUGCCAACGGCGCUUUAGGAGCUCCUCUCUUGGCAGCUUUGGAAAGUCCUCUCUUCAACGACAAGUACGAAAAGCCGGCUAUUCUUAUCACCAGAGACGCUUCUGGUAAAAAGGAUACCGAAUUCAUUCGGUAUGUAUCCGGCGACCUUGUUGCUGAUCCCGAAAAUAUCGCAGAAAUCGUGAAAGGCGUCGAUGUAAUUGUCUCUUUGUUGACUUUCAGUCCAGAGGUUGCAAUUGCCGCCGAAAAGGUAGUUUCCUUGGUGAAACCAAAGGUGUAUAUUCCCUCACAAUUUGGCGGUGACAUUUCGAAAUUGCAAGAUAUCUUUCCUGGGUUCUUGGUCGAGAAGGAUCUCCACAGUGAAGGCUUGAGAUCAAAGGGUAUUAAGGUCGUCGACAUCCUCACCAACGUAUUUGCCGGCGGACCUUGGAUCUACGAAAUCAAUGCUCAUUUUGGCAUUGAUACUGAGUCCAAGUCCGUCACUUACAUUGGCUCGCCCGAUGCGAAGGUAUCCUUCACUCACUUGGAUGAUGUCGGCCGCGUUAUCGCUGCUGUGGCGGUAAGAGAUCCAUCUGAGCUUCCAGAUAAAUUACUGGUCCAGUCUGGAGUACUUACGCCUGCUGAGGUAGCCAAGCUGUGGGAGACCAGACAUGAUACUAAGCUUGACGUGAAGACUCCAAUUCCCGCUGGAGUUGCAUUAGAGGAAGCCAAAAAGGAUUGGGCCGAGAAUGGCUUCCAGUUUGAAAAGUUCUUCCACUACUCACAAGUUCUCAUCGGAAAUGGGUAUGUUUAUUUGGAGACAGACGACAAUGAGUUUGUCAACCCAGGCCAGUCAUUGUGGAAAUGGAGAUCAUUUUAG
Molecule: messenger RNA, 885 nt
Organism: Australozyma saopauloensis
Lineage: Eukaryota; Fungi; Ascomycota; Pichiomycetes; Serinales; Metschnikowiaceae
Exons: 1
Coding region: 1-885 (294 amino acids)
Source: RefSeq, a predicted model, not a curated record